UCUCUCUCUCCGUGUCCGAGUGUCAGCAUGGCGGCCGUGGAGAUCAGGGAGUGUGAAACAGACGGCUGCAGUAGCGAGGCCAAACUGCAGUGUCCGACCUGCAUCAAGCUAGGAAUCCAGGGGUCAUACUUCUGCUCCCAGGAGUGUUUCAAAGGGAGCUGGGCCACCCACAAGCUGCUACACAAGAAAGCAAAGGAAGACAAAAACAAGGAUGAGACAAAGAACUGUGUUGAGAAUGACACCAACACAGACCCAUGGCCUGGCUAUCGAUACACAGGAAAGUUGCGACCACACUACCCUCUGACCCCCAUGCGGCCCGUUCCCGAAAACAUCCAGAGACCGGACUAUGCGGAACACCCGCUAGGGAUGUCGGAGUCUGAGCAGUCUUUAAAGGGCACUUCCCAGAUUAAGAUCCUCUCCCCUGAAGAAAUUGAAGGCAUGAGAGUUGUGUGCAAGCUGGCCCGAGAAGUGCUCGACAUCGCCGCCCUGAUGGUGAAACCCGGCGUGACAACAGAGGAGAUCGACCACGCUGUGCACCUGGCCUGCACAGCACGGAACUGCUACCCCUCCCCCCUCAACUACUACAACUUCCCCAAGUCCUGCUGUACGUCGGUCAACGAGGUCAUCUGCCACGGCAUUCCUGACAGGCGUCCCCUGCAGGAGGGAGACAUCCUCAACGUGGACAUCACCGUGUAUCGCAACGGUUACCAUGGAGACCUCAACGAAACCUUCUUCGUCGGGGAGGUGGACGAAGGAGCCAAAAAGCUGGUCCAGACGACCUACGAAUGCCUCAUGCAGUCCAUCGACUCGGUGAAACCAGGCGUUCGAUACCGGGAGCUGGGAAACAUCAUCCAGAAGCACGCCCAGGCUAACGGCUUCUCUGUGGUGCGCAGCUACUGCGGCCAUGGCAUCCACAAGCUCUUCCACACCGCCCCCAAUGUGCCGCAUUAUGCCAAAAAUAAAGCUGUGGGAGUGAUGAAGCCUGGCCACGUGUUCACCAUAGAGCCCAUGAUUUGUGAGGGUGGCUGGCAGGACGAGACGUGGCCGGACGGCUGGACGGCGGUUACCCGCGAUGGGAAGCGUUCGGCGCAGUUUGAGCACACCCUGCUGGUGACGGAGACGGGCUGUGAGAUCCUGACGCGGCGCCUGGAGGACAGCGGGCGACCCCACUUCAUGAGCCAGAUCUAGAGCUAGAGCGGAGCGCGGUGGCCCAAACGGUGCCCCCACCACAACCACCCACACACCCGGGACUGUGACAGAGCACUGUUUACACCCCCCCCCCCCCCACGCCCCAAAAAAACACUGCAGCAGCCCAUGGGACUCCACCCGGGACCCCCCACCCUACCCUCGUAAACUUGUCCUCCAGCUGGGCCUUACUCUUUCAAGAAUUUUUUGUCACUUUUCGAUUUUACGAGAGUACUUGAAUACAUCUGAAAUCAAAGUUAACCGUGUGGGAUACUUCAGUUUGAAGGGUCACCAUUUUUGUUUUGUUUUUUUUUUUAAUGUCCGCAGAUCUCAUUUAAGAUAAAAAUUGCUAUUUAAAAAAAUAUGAUGAUGAUGGUGAUAGCUUAUUUAUGGGGUGUGCUGUUUGGCACGCUGGCAUUUCGAUGUAUUAAAUUUGUACUCCUUGCCACUAAGCCUGGGUUCCGUAGACGUGACCGCGCAAGGGUGCUUAACUGUAGAAUGUACUGUUAGAAUAUACACUGAGCUGUGAGGCGUCUGCUCACUGCGCCCCUCAGGGGAGCGGUUGUGGAUCCACGUUGCUUUAGCAGCAGAAACGCCAUUAGGUCGUUCUGAGCUGGUGGUCUGCCGUAGUUCCAGAGACGCUCUUUUAAACCGCUGUCCUUUCCGCUGAAACGCAGUGUAGCACGUUCAGCCUUACCCUGUGUGAGCCAGUGGAGAAACACACAGGCCCGCUGAGAAGCCAAGAAUUAUUGUUGUCAUUUGGGGCUUAAAUGGACAAACUACACUGACUGUCUUAUGCAGUGAACUUUUCCAGUAUGUGCGGCGCUCACCUUUUGAAACGUAGAACCUGGACAGUCUUGUCAUCUUU
This is a messenger RNA of Megalops cyprinoides (Indo-Pacific tarpon), 2053 nucleotides long. It is a transcript of the gene metap1, whose product is annotated as methionyl aminopeptidase 1. Bases 28 to 1188 code for a protein of 386 amino acids. NCBI's taxonomy places the organism in Eukaryota, Metazoa, Chordata, Actinopteri, Elopiformes, Megalopidae. Gene Ontology annotation, molecular function: metalloaminopeptidase activity. Gene Ontology annotation, biological process: proteolysis. The transcript is spliced from 11 exons. The record is from RefSeq and is a predicted model, not a curated record.